This is a messenger RNA of Caenorhabditis sp. 36 PRJEB53466, 6428 nucleotides long. The record is from the annotation of a GenBank genome assembly. NCBI's taxonomy places the organism in Eukaryota, Metazoa, Nematoda, Chromadorea, Rhabditida, Rhabditidae.
AUGGAGGUGGAGAAGAAGCCGAGCGGAAUCAUAAAACAAAAGUCGCGUUUUACAGCCGUGGUCUCCGAUGCGGCGAAAAAGAGCGAGAAGUUCGAAUCCGAAUGGGAGCAAGACGAGGACGGGCGGCACGGACAGUGCGACGGAGAACAACAACGGAAAAGUGUUGCCGGUGAGUUGAAAGUGACGAGAAGACAGGUGGAAUGUGCACGUGAAGUCUUGAAAUAGAUCCAUUUCGGAAGAGGAUUUAGAAUACAAACUGAUGGCAAUUCAGGAUUCUGAAAAGUCAGAACUCUCAGGUGUUUUCUUUUCCAUUUUUGAAGAUCCUUUCUGAAAUUGUCUAAAACAGGUCUUGUCUUCGCCAAUCUGUUCCGUCUACAAUCUCCAUCAAAACCAAUAAAUCACAACAAUGAUAAGAGAACUGUAAUCUUACAAAGAAAAAGCAGUCUCUUCGCCUCUUCCUCUUCCACAAUAUCUCGUUCCUCUUCAGAAACACAUUAGGUGGUCGUGCUGACAGAGAAAGAUGAGAGUGUAAAGUGGAAUACAGUGACGUGGCACCGCCACCUGCGUGCGACGCCUUCAGAAACAGAUAGGCCAGAUCACUCGCUUUCGCACCUCCGUCGAUCGCCUUUUCUCCCCAUUUUUUCCGAUUCAUUCAUUCGAGAGAGACGACAGACACGACGGGAAUCCCAUAAAUUUUGAUUGCGGUUGGCCGUUGGAUCCACCAAGCGACACGAGAUCAAAUCAACCUAAUUCCGAGCAGAUGUCUUUUCGCUUUUCCAUGCUUUCGUGCUCUUUUCUCGCCCUCCUGUGGUGCAAAGACAAAAAAAGAAAGACGGAAGGUAUUCCUCUCUGUUUCGAACCGAUCAACCGUGCUCUAAUGUGGGUGGCACAGCACGGCUCCGAGACGUUUGCGGAGAGCCCAGGACAUAGGGAAUCACGGAAAGAGCAAGAGUUUCUCAGUCGUUUUCCCGAUUGUUCGGGCUCAACCAAAACACACAGCGUUAGAGUAUUCUGUUAAAUAUAUAGAAAUCAAUGCUCAUGAUGUUGUUUGAUCAGUCGCCAAUUCCAAUUAGCAACUGACGACCGUAACACGACCGCCGUAAUCUAAUCUUAUCACCAUCCUUACAUAACUCCCUCUCGACAUUAGCCAUCCUUUCCCGCCCACUUCCUCUUUCAAUAUAAUCAUUUUCCUUUUUUUCAGAACUCGACAAGUCAGCCGAUGCUGUCGACGCAAUCGGCCCGUGGGUGCAGCACCCUUCCCCGUCGGGUCAGUUUUCACGAAUACAUCAUUUUGUGAAGGCCGCUGGAAGAGAACGGCGGCUCAGUUUUUGUGCGCGAAAAGUGGUACAAUGGGGGCAUUCAAUUAUAACCCGCAAUCAUUCCUUCUCUCUCUCUCUCUCUCCACUACGAAUUCAUACGUCGAUUGUUUACGUUUUUGAUGUCCUCCCGGGUGUGUGUCGGAAGCGACGACUCCGAUUUCAAAACUCCACUUCAAUUCAUUCCGACGCCAUGAUAAUUCGGGUGCUCCUACCCGAAAUGCCUUCCCUAAUCCGAUUUAUUCUUGAGAAACAGGUAAGACUCGAAAAAGUACUCGUUUCCCGGAAGACAUAGACCAGAAAAUGAGUGGAGAGAGAUUCCCACGGCGAAGCCAAGCCCUUGCUCCGUUUUGAGUGAUGAAUGUCUUUGUCCAUCAAUGACUAAUCGCACCUCUCAAACACAUUUCGCCCGUUUCUGACGGACGAAACAGCGACAAGCACGAUAAUUACCGUAUUGUGGUUGGUGAGGUGACGGGGUGGCGAUGGCGCCGUUGUCCGCCAGACACCUGUACUUAUGAAGAACGGACGAAUGAAACAUGCGAGGCUGCCUCCCACGCCUUCUUCUUUAUUUCGUAUUCUAGAUAGACAGGUAUGCACAUUUCACUGAGCUCUUCGCCAUAAGAAGCUUCUCGUCAUGAUCCGAAGAACAUAUGUCCGAUUUCACGCUCUCUACGAGACAUAAUCGUCUUAUCGCAUGGCAUUCUUCCCCAGAAUUCGCAUUGAAAUGCCCUUUUGUUAACAAGAUGCCGUCUGUGGUUUUUUGCAAAACCGAUGAUCCAUAUCAGCCGUGACGGAACCCAGUUGAUGUCAUUCCGUCCGUCCGCCACUCCCUCCUUUCAUCAUUCCCCCAUUUAACAGUUCUCUUCAUUGCCACGUCAUAGGCUUUGCUUUUCGUCACCGGGGGGAAAAAGGAAAAGCGGCAGAAUGCGACGGCCUUCUCCGAUUUCACUAUCAUAAAACGUUUCUUUUUGUUCUCGUAGCAGGGCAGAAGAAUGAAGUUUUCGUUUCGGACAGGCGACGGAUUAACCGCUGGUCCGUCCGUUGUCGCUUUCUCCUUUCGCUCUCCUUCGAAGCGUUAAAUCGAUCUCGAAAUGGGCGACCCCAAUUAAGUAAAUAUUUGCGUCGCAUUUGAAAUUUUGAUAGUUCGGAACAAAAGAGCGAUGAUGAUCUUCACUUCCGUCGGCCGGCUCUCUCUGUUAAUGUUUGUGUUGCUCACCGCUCGCCGGUCACUUUGCCACGUGUCACUGGAUACGUUCCAAGGUGGUCCAUUCCAUUCAUUUCCGUUUUGGUAAAUAUUUGAUAUGCGUAUGCGCGUCUGGCGACUCUCGAAUUGACACCCUCUCGCGGUCUGAAGUGCCUAGAUAUAUGCAUACACAUGCUUAUAUUUCUACUAGUUUCCCUUCUGAUUCCCUUUCGUCUGCCACCCCACUUUCCGCCAAUCUUUCUCCUCUUUGAUUGAAAAACAGAGAGAAUUCUGGCAAGGCCACUCUGGUCUCCGACUUCCGGUGUUUUAUGGUGAAGUCCUUCUCAGAAGCCGAGGACGACUUUUUUGUACCUAAGCUUAGUGAAUGUAAUGAGGAAGCAGAAAAAAAAAGAAAAGCUUUGAGAAAUGAAAUAGAGAAAGGAGAAGAAGAAGGAGAAGAAGAAGAAGCACGUCACUCUAGGUUAUGAGCACCUUUGGCUCUGUGCUCAAUCUUUCACACAUUUGCAUUCCAGACCACCCUCACACACGCUUCUCGGAGGAGCUCCCUCUCGCAUGGCUUCUUCUUCUUCUUCUUCUUCUUCUUUCCCGAGGCUACCAUUAUUAUCAAGAUCUCUGAAAUUCCUUUCUUCGUUUUCCCGCAAUAACAACAUUUUUCUUUUCCUUUGGAAAAGAAGAAGCAAAAUUGUUUCCUGUAGACGUCUAGCUUCAACUUAACUUCAAAGUGAUUCAGCGAGCAACCAUCAACUAGUCCGGUCACCUCGGCUCCCAAAUACUUUUGCAAACACGUCUUCCCCGCUUGCUCCGGCGUAAUGCCAAUUCGUUAAUCAGCCAUCCGCUCGCUCGCGGACUCUCACUACAAACAACCGCCUUCGCUUCCGGCCACCUAUUGUUUUGACAGUGAAAAAGUAAUAACUUGUUCUCGUCAUUUUGACUCGUUUGGCUUGUGUUCAAAUUCGUAUUCAAAUGAGCUAUUAGGCGAGUGGGAGUGACAGCAACGAGAAGGGUCCGGAGACCAGGCACGUAAUGGUUUGCCGGAGACGUCCAUUACUACUAAUUUCGACAUCUUGCAGUGCUCUUUAGAAAUUCCAGAAUAAAAUGUGCUUCUAUGAGUGAGAAUACGGUAGAACUAGAGUUUUUAUCAACUUCCAAGCAAGUUCACAAUCAAAUGAGCCGUGUUAGCCAUGAACAGAAACAAUGGCACAACAUGGGCGGCUGUCGGCAAUUUAUGACAUGUCGCCCCGGCCCUGGCCCGGCAGAUCGUUAUCGAGUCUGGCCGGAUCUCCUGCUGUGUGCUGCCAUAAUCCGACCGUCGUGCCCUCCAUUCUCAUGUACUAUUCAUGUCCUCUCUUGUCCUUUUCCCUUCCAAAUUAAUUAGAGACUGCCCGCACAGCUGAUCUCCUUCUGUUUUUGAUUUCGCGCGUGACUUUGCGAAUUCCGUUUUUUAUACAUUUCCGACUGAUAAGAAGCAUGUGAGAGCACUAAACUGAUAAGCGAGCAGCGUUUGAUUCGCUCGUUUGGUCGUCCCGCCCGCAGCAGCAGCCGUUUUCGGUUCCCACCCCGCUCCUUACUAAUUCAACGGCCAUUGUCGGCGGUCCCCCUUCGAGCCGCAACAUGUUGUUGUGCUCUUCAACUCAUUUUCUCUUGACACGACGAGAAAUAUGUCAAAAGUUUGACGCCUCGACUCGAAGAGCGCCCGCCCCUCCUGCGCAUUUUAUCGCCUUUCCCUUCCAUUCCAACGCUGACAUUCUGUAUCAUGUGACAACCUUUUCGCGCCUAUUUUUUUUUGCCUUUUGAUCUACCGGUCACAGUCUGUCGCUUCUAUUAAUAGUAUCAUUGUGAAUGACCAGCGUAGCACAGCGGUUUUCGGCACCUCGUCAUUUCCUUUUCGUUCCCAUUCCCAUAUAAGUUUACAAACAUUUGAUAGGGAAGACGCACCACACAAUCGCCCGCUGAUGGCUACUAUCGCAAUCAAUUGUUGUACAAUAUUUACAACUUGAACAAACAUUUCAGGCUGCCAUACUGACAUCGUCGCAGUCUCAGACCGGCAUGAUUUCACUGACUCAGCAGGUGGGAGCCGUUCGUUUGGACACUCACAAAAGUGAUACUUUCGAACAGAAUGUGAGUUUUGAUUACGCGUUCCGACAGCCUCUGAAACUCUCGUUUUGUUGCAGGAUCUGGUACUCGACAACUCGGGAGCCGUGCUCUCCGGAAGCAGGGACGCCCUCAUCAGAAGGCUCGUUCCGACGAGGGACUUCUGUCCCAACGAAUCCUACAUCUUCUCGCUUCUCGUCAACAUCCGAACAUUCAUCUCCCCGCAUGAAUUGAUGCAGAAAAUUGUCCAGGUCCGUGCGGAUCCCCCUCCCGAAGGGGUUCCACCCUCUCUGCGGAUCUUCUCAUUUGUCAGCUCAAAGUGUUUUUUCUCUCACCGACCGCUUCGCCCUUUUUCUUUCUUUGUCCCAGCGGGAAAAGUUUUCCUCUUUUCAGUAUUGCAUGUUCGCUCAAAACGCCGACUCGCAUAACUUUGCAAAAGAGGGCCGAGGGCGGAUGUUCGCCCACAUUCUGAGGCUGUGCAGUGAGUGGGCGAUGAAUAUUCCGUACGACUUCAAAACAGAAUACAUGAGAACAAGGUAGGCUGACUGAGAAGUGAAUUUAUGUGAAAGAUCGCAUUCCAGGCUGAAUGAGUUGCUCCGGCUGUGUGCAGUCGACAAAACGUAUCAACAGAAGACGACAGAACUGCAAGCCUCGCUCAGAACAUCUGUGAGUUGGGCGGAAUGGGAAAGCGAUCACACUUGUGAACUUACUUUGCAGCUGAACAAACUGGAUCGGUACGAGAAAGCAGUGGCGAAUCUACAGAAGGCACUCUCAGAAAAUACGACGCUGCCAGAGCAGUCGGACAGCAUGGUGAGUUAGUACGGAAGGGAAGAGCCCAAUGAGAUGUUGCAGAGCGGUCUGUUUCUGCUGUGCAGCGAUGCGAAAGUGGUGGCUCAGCAGCUGACACACAUUGAGAUGGAGCGGUUCAGUAUGGUCGGAGUGGACGAGAUCGUGCAGAGUCUCGCUUCGGAUCCCCUUUCGGAGAUAGGAAGGCACUCGAAGAACAAGGAAGGCACGAUCAGUUCGAUCUCGUUUUACAUCGAAUGGUUCAACAGACUAUCCGCGUUUGCUGCAAUCGAAGUUUUGAAGCAGACAAAGAAACGGUACUCAACAUUUGAACUAUUUGGAAUGACCGACAAUAGUUGCUUCCUUUCCAGCAACCGAGUAGCCGUGUUCGAGUUCAUGAUUGACAUUGCCAAAGAGUGCUGCGAAAUCGGAAACUUCAAUUCGAUGAUGGCCAUUGUGGCGGGAUUGUCUCUUCCGGCAGUGAGCAGACUCAAGAAAACGGUAACUACCGUAUCCAAACUAUUCUCAUAAAUGUUUCAGUGGUGUCGAGUGGAAAAGGCGAAGCUGGAGAUCCUUCAACAUCAACUGGAUCCUUCGGGAAACUUCCUCAGCUACAGAGCAACCAUCAAAGCGGCUCAGUGGAGGGCGGACAGUGCGCGAGGAAACCAGCAGAAGAUUGUGAUUCCGUUCUUCGUGCUUCUGCUCAAAGACCUGUUCCUGAUCUAUCACGGUCAUGCGAGGAUUCUACAAAACUCCCAUCUCAACUUUAUGGCGUUCAAUCAGUUGGCAGAACAAUUACGAGAUGUCAUACAGUGGAAAUCAACGAUUUGCACAUUCGAAAAGAACCCUCAAGUGCUACAGUACCUACUGAUCACUUCUGUUUCUGGAGAGAAAGGUACGAAUGUAACAAAAUCCUUCCAGAAAUUACAUAGGAACCUUCAGAUUCAAUGCUGAUGUCAUUUGAGUGCGAGCCGCCCGAGUCGUCGGCCGAAAGAGACCAACACAAAAAACUGAAAGGUGGCGGCAAAUGA